Anguilla anguilla (European eel) is the source of this 2311-nucleotide messenger RNA. Its product is annotated as zinc finger protein Gfi-1b-like. Gene Ontology annotation, molecular function: DNA-binding transcription factor activity, RNA polymerase II-specific; RNA polymerase II cis-regulatory region sequence-specific DNA binding. The transcript has 7 exons. Gene Ontology annotation, biological process: regulation of transcription by RNA polymerase II. The record is from RefSeq and is a predicted model, not a curated record. Bases 748 to 2166 code for a protein of 472 amino acids. NCBI's taxonomy places the organism in Eukaryota, Metazoa, Chordata, Actinopteri, Anguilliformes, Anguillidae.
GAAAGCAGUGCUAAAAUUUAGCCCUAAGAGGUGUUACUUUUCUUAUGGGUUAGGUGCUUAACUAUAACCAUUAAUAGAAUGGAUAGCAAUAGACAUUCAGUAUUACGCAUAGUCUAACGGUGAUCAGAAGCCUACCAUAACACAAUGCUGUUCCGUCUGCAUGUUACAAUCUGUAGUUAUUAAUACGUCUCAUUAAAAGAAAUUAUACCUCUUCCAGUGCCAACGCCCAUGUUUCACGCGCAGCUGGAUUGGGUUUCGUGGAAAGGAAGCUGGUUGCGGUCGUAUAUAUGUACAUGUAUAUGGUCUGAACAGCCGAGCGCUUGAAAGGUGUAGCGCGCGCGCUCUUCCAGGUUCAACGUUGCUCACACUUUGUCCCGUGCCCAGGCGACCUCUCGACAACUCCGCGACUUGCCGUGAAUGUUUCAGUUUUAAACAAAUUAGAAUUAUGCGCUGAAAUUUAGAAACAGCUCAUCAGAAAGUUGUAUUAAAGUUUUUUUUUUGUUUGUUUUUUUUGGGAAGCAUCAUAACUCAAUGAUCAAGAUAGCUAAAAUACACUGUUCUUUUUGGCUCAACAAGUUGGUUGUACUUUAGAUUUCCAUGGGCAUUUGAUGUCUUCGUCACAGUAAUAACUAGCAUUACUAGCAAUUGACCUGGAGAUGUCUGGCAUGAGCGCACCAUAACACCGAAAAGCCGCGAAAACUGAUUUCUUGUUUUAACUUUUCCAUUUAAGUGGGCCCUUCUCCCAGCAUGCCUCGCUCCUUCCUGGUCAGGAGUAGAAGGGGCGGGGCCCACAUACCACGGCCUGCAGAGGACAGCGGUGUCCGUGGCUCCACCCAAUCGCAGGGGCGCUUCCUGCCACCAGAGCCGCAGUCUCCCGGAAGCCCCGCCCCUAAAGUGGUCAACCCCACCUACCCGACCAAAGGGGUUACCGGGACAGCGGUUGCCGAGGCAGCAGUUACUGGGACAGCGGUUGCCGAGGCAGCAGUUACUGGGACAGCGGUUACCGGGACAGCAGUGGCCCCAUCCACAGCGCGGUUGAACCCCAUGCUGCCCUCUCCCUACAGCACCCAGUACAUUAACCUGUGCUGGCCCCCAGGCAGCCCGGCUCACGCCCCAGCUCCGCCCCAGCCGACGCCCCGCUGGCCCCCAGCCCUGUGCCCACGCAGCCCCGGGAGAGAGAGGGAGCUGGAGCAACUGCUGCACACUUUCCUGAGCCACAGACAGGGGGCGACAGAGAGCAGCAAUCAGCAGCUGAUCAGUCAGCUCAGUCUCAAGCGUUCCUCCGCAGACUGCCCCCGGUGUCAGGAGGGGUCACAUGUGAGCAGGCUCCCUGUCCUCCCAUUGGUUGCGUACAGCGACCAAUCGUACGUGUUCAGACCAAAGCUGGGUGUGCACUGCAGGAUUAUGGAGCGCGGAUUCGGCUGCAAAGUGUGUGGAAAGACCUUCAAGCGCUCCUCCACCCUCUCCACCCACCUGCUGAUCCACUCCAACACCCGCCCGUACCCCUGCCCGUACUGCGGCAAGAGGUUCCACCAGAAAUCCGACAUGAAGAAGCACACCUACAUACACACAGGUGAGAAGCCCCACGUGUGCCAGGUGUGCGGAAAGGCCUUCAGCCAGAGCUCCAACCUCAUCACGCACAGCCGCAAGCACAGCGGCAACCGACCCUUCGCCUGCGCCGGCUGCCACGCCAGCUUCCAGCGCAAAGUGGACCUGCGUUGCCACCAACAACUGCAUUGUGGGAACAGUAGUCUUUACAGCUCAGAGCUGCAACCUAAAGAACUGCACUGUGGGAACAGUAGUCUUUACAGCUCAGAGCUGAAACCUAAAGAACUGCACUGUGGGAACAGUAGUCUUUACAGCUCAGAGCUGCAACCUAAAGAACUGCACUGUGGGAACAGUAGUCUUUACAGCGCAGAGCUGAAACCUAAAGAACUGCACUGUGGGAACAGUAGUCUUUACAGCUCAGAGAUGAAACCUAAAGAACUGCACUGUGGGAACAGUAGUCUUUACAGCGCAGAGCUGAAACCUAAAGAACUGCACUGUGGGAACAGUAGUCUGUACAGCACAGAGCUGUACCCUAAAGAACUGCACUGUGGGAACAGUAGUCUUUACAGCUCAGAGCUGAAACCUAAAGAACUGCACUGUGGGAACAGUAGUCUGUAAAGUUCAGAGCUGAACCUUAAAGAACUGCACUGUGGGAACAACAGCCUGUACUGUACUCUGAACCCAAAUGUCAUACACACUCACAUACAGAAACGUGUAUGUAUGAGUGGACACACAUACGCAUAUACAAGCAAACACAAACAGA